AUGAUGAAUUCAAGAGACUAUCCAGAAGGAGAUCGUUCCUCUCAGGAUCCGCCAGCUAGAAGAAUGGAAGAGGGUAGAGCCAAUAAUGGUAAUGCAUUGAACCAUCAUCAACCGGAAUUCGGAUUCGAAGUCGUCCACCACCCGCAAGAUGGCUUGAUCCUGGAUGAUGACGACGAUGACAAUGAUCUUGUCAAGAAAGGCGAGCCAUUGUGUUGUCCUGCUUUGUAUACGAAUUGUACUCCAUGCCGAACCCGUGUCAACAUUGUGGCUUUGGUGCUGCUAGUCUUUUUCUCAGCUGGAGCCACGCUGGGUGGCUUUACUCGACCUCCUCCCGAUGCUCUGCUUUCGCCCAACAGCAGAUCGGAUGGAACCAUCGCUCCUUCCGGGGGAAUGGACGACGAUUAUUUGGGUAGUGUGGAUUACCCAAACAAUUCAGGGGGAGAUGAGACUCCACCAGUCAAUAUUGGGGACGAUUCCGACAAUGGCAAUGGAAAUGAUGGAAACAACAAUGGAGGGGGAAAUUCAAAUCCAUUGCCGGAUGUUGGAGACGAUAAUGUCGAUUAUGAAGUCGAUUCCCCCUAUGUUGUUGGGACAUACUAUUACCCAUGGCAUGGUUCUAAUUUCCACAACCGAGAAGGUUACCUACGUCAAAAGUUGCUUCCACCACAUAUGCCUGCUUUGGGCGAGUACGACGACUCCCGUCCAGAAGUCAUUGCGCAGCACCUCAAAUGGAGUCGCCAAGCCAACAUUGGUCUAUGGGUAACCUCCUGGUGGGGCCCACAUUUGCUGGAAGAUUCCAAUACCCGGAAUGUUAUUUUGAACCAUCCCGAGUUGGGCGACAUGAAGAUUGCCUUGCACUAUGAAACAGCAGGACGCAUCAUUGAUCGUGAUCUUUCUAACAUUGGACCCGACAUUGAAUACAUUUGUGGGGCCUACUUUUCGCAUCCCAACUAUUAUAGUAUCAAUGGCCGACCGGUCAUUGUAAUCUACAUUACUCGUUGGUUGGAGUUUGAAGGAAUGUUGGGAGACGUCUUGAGAAUUAUUCGCGAGACGGCCCAAAGGUUUGGACACAAUCCAUACAUCAUUGGAGACCACGUCUUUGGACAAGCACCCGAUCUUCAAGAUACCUACGAUAGUUUCAAGCUAUUGGAUGCCGUCACCAACUAUGAUGUCUAUGGUAGCAUGGGACGACCCAUGCGCUACGCAGGCAAGGAGCCGAUCGAUGACUACUACGAAGAGCAAGAAGUGUGGAAAAGAAAGGCCCUUGAAAAUGGUUGUCGCUUCAUUCCUGCCGCCUCCCCUGGAUACAACGAUAGGGGCGUUCGGCUUCAAAAUGACCACCCUCCUCUUUCAAGGAAACUCACUGUGGACUCGGAAGAGGGAAGCUCGUUCAAGUACCAACUCAGCAAGGCACUACCAUUGGUGGAUCCAAUGGCCAACAACAUGAUCUUGAUCAACUCUUUCAAUGAGUGGCACGAGGACACUCAACUCGAACCUGUGGUUGGAACUGGUGCCAACUUGCCGGUUCUCCUCACAGGAGGACUCGAAUACGAAGGUUAUGGAGAACUUUAUCUCAACAUUCUUCGUGACUAUACCUCGUCGCUCGAUGGGAAUGUUUUCCGAUCGAGUGGCGAUGGGUUCUAA
Molecule: messenger RNA, 1644 nt
Organism: Cylindrotheca closterium
Lineage: Eukaryota; Bacillariophyta; Bacillariophyceae; Bacillariales; Bacillariaceae
Source: the annotation of a GenBank genome assembly